Molecule: messenger RNA, 2022 nt
Organism: Manihot esculenta (cassava)
Lineage: Eukaryota; Viridiplantae; Streptophyta; Magnoliopsida; Malpighiales; Euphorbiaceae
Product: ATP synthase gamma chain, chloroplastic
Exons: 1
Coding region: 392-1534 (380 amino acids)
Biological process (GO): proton motive force-driven ATP synthesis
Cellular component (GO): chloroplast thylakoid membrane
Molecular function (GO): proton-transporting ATP synthase activity, rotational mechanism
Source: RefSeq, a predicted model, not a curated record
UAAUAGUAAAAAAAAGAAGGUGAACUGGUAUUACUUAGGCUUACUGAAACGGGAAACACUGGACAUUUGUCAGAAAUGGUUCUCUCCAAAUCGAUGUUCUUGGCAACCAAACAAUGACUCGGUCUAAUCGCCCUUGACUAGCUACAAUAGCGUCCUAAUACACGCGCACACACAAUUUCUUUCUGGUAAGCUCAAUCAACUUCAUACUAUCUUUCGUUCCAAAAUGCUCUUAUGGAGUAAAGUUUUUUCCCCCCCUCUUCGAUCUCUGCUAAAACCCAAGUUUCUUUAGUAAAAGGGUUUUGCAGACAUCCAAUUUAUAUUCACCCUCAUCUGGUACCAUAUUCUCCCUCAUCUGGUACCAUAUUCUCAUCAAUAGAAAUUCAUCUAAACCAUGUUUUCUUCCAAUCUAAAUUUGUGGUUUUCUCCAAAUCCUUCAAAAUCUAAUACAUGCUCACUUUCUUUUCAAUUUCAAUCAAACCCAUUUCGCCAUUUAGCCCGAAAGUCCCCUCCACACAAUACUUUCCCUCAAUAUUCAUUAUGUUCUCAGAUUCGUUGUGGUCUUCGUGAGUUAAAAGGUCGCAUUAAUACUGUCAGAAGCGCUCAAAAGAUUACUGAGGCGAUGAAACUUGUUGCAGCUGCUAGGAUCCGAAGAGCUCAAGAAGCUGUUAUCAACAGCAGGCCCUUUACCGAAGCCCUCCUUGAAAUACUUCAUAGCAUCAAUGAACAGCUCCAAUUGGAUGAUAUUGAUGUUCCAUUAACGAAUGUUAGGCCUGUAAAGAAAGUAGCACUUGUUGUUGUUACUGGUGAUAGAGGUCUUUGUGGUGGUUUUAACAAUGCAGUACUAAAAAAGGUUGAGACCCGGAUGAUGGAAUUGGAAAAACUGGGGUUAGAUUACUCUGUGAUUAGUGUAGGCAAGAAGGGCAAUGCCUAUUUUAAGCGUAGACCUAAGAUUUUGGUGGAUCGAUUUAUUGAGGGAGGGACCUUUCCCACAGCCAAAGAGGCUCAACUGAUUGCUGAUGAUGUGUUUUCGUUGUUUGUCAGUGAAGAGGUGGAUAAGGUAGAGCUUGUGUACACUAAGUUUGUUUCUUUGGUGAAGUCUGACCCGGUGAUUCAUACAUUGUUGCCCUUGUCACGUAGAGGAGAGGUUUGUGAUAUGAAUGGGAAUUGUAUUGAUGCUGCAGAUGAUGAAUUCUUUAGGUUGACCAGUAAGGAAGGGAAGUUGGCUAUUGACAGGGAGAGUGUAAGAACAAAGAAAGAGGGAUUUUCACCUCUUUUGCAGUUUGAGCAAGAUCCAAUUCAGAUUCUUGAUGCUAUGAUGCCUCUUUAUCUAAAUAGUCAUAUUUUGAGGGCAUUACAGGAGUCAAUGGCUAGUGAGGUCGCAGCAAGGAUGAAUGCCAUGAGUAAUGCUACAGAUAAUGCAGUUGAUUUGAAAAAAAGUCUUUCUAUUGCAUACAAUCGAGAAAGACAAGCAAAAAUUACAGGGGAGAUUCUGGAGAUUGUAGCUGGAGCAGAGGCACUAACAGAUUUAGAGUAAUUAUAGGUCUUUGUUGUCCUUGAUCCACUCGUGUUUCUCCUAUAUCCAUUAUGCUUGCUAUUUUUUAUUACCUAGAGCUAAUACCAGCUAUAAUUUAGAUUGACAUUUCUUUAUUGUAAGCAUAGCCUGAGUCCAUAUCAGACUAUGAUAUGAAAUAAACAUGAAAGUAAGAUUCACACAAUGGGUUGUGCAUUUUGGUUCCAUUUCAUGGUAUGGAAUCCACCAUCCCUCUCCCUCCAUCUAUACGUGUGUGUGUUUUUGGGUAGAAUUUGUACCUGCAGAUGCUUGAAGUUAAAACCAGGUGCACUUGCUCCAUUCAGGGACUCUAAAAUCAACACAGAUCUCACAACCCAACUCACUUGUGAAUCGGCUUAUCUAUGAAUCCAUGUUAACAGCAAUAAUUUAAUGAUUUUGGAUGCUGUCAAUCUUUUGUUUCAUUAGCAAACAAAUUAUAUAAUAUUUGCUAGACAUGUAUUAUGUUUCUUUUA